Messenger RNA from Austrofundulus limnaeus, 598 nucleotides. RefSeq lists its product as uncharacterized. The record is from RefSeq and is a predicted model, not a curated record. Gene Ontology annotation, molecular function: zinc ion binding; nucleic acid binding. Lineage: Eukaryota; Metazoa; Chordata; Actinopteri; Cyprinodontiformes; Rivulidae.
UGUUGACGUGGCAGACUUGACAAGGGCGGUAGGCUUGAAUUUGUUGGCGGUAGCAUAAACUGUGCAUUGACUGUAACUAAAUGGCUUCCGCAUCAGGUGGAAAUAGUGGUGGUGAAAUGGAAUGGGAGAUGGCAAGAUCAUCUAGAAUGAAAAGAAAUAUAAGGAAAAGACAGGAGAGAGCGAGAAGCUGGUCAGAAGAGAGCGAAUCAAGAGAAGACAUUAGCAAAAAGACAAAAAUAAAUACGAGUCCGAGAAAACAAACACAAGAAGUACAGACUAACAAGGAAGUAGAAUGGAAAGUUAUGAUUGAGUUCAAACAGGAAGGGGGGCAGUUUCAUCCAAUUAAACUGACAAAAGCCAUCGAGAAAGAGAUUGGGAGGAUUAAACUGGCCGGACUCAUGAAUAAUAAGAAAAUACUUAUCCAUGCAGAGAACAGACAACAGCAAGAAAAAAUUGUUAAGAUGACAACACUGGUUGGAGAAACAAUUAAAGCAUACAUACCUGGAACACUUGCAAAACUAAAGGGAGUAAUAUCAGGAGUACCACUUGACAUAACAAUAGAUGAAAUCAAAGGAGGGAAAAUUACAGAAGCAACUAG